AUGAUCAUCACGGCCUACACAAAGUGCACCUGGUACAGAGUCAUCACUGCCUAUACAGAGUGUACCUGGUACAGUUAUCACUUCCUACACAGAGUGCACCUGGUACAGAGUCAUCACGGCCUACACAGAGUGCACCUGGUACAGUCGUCACCGCCUACACAUAGUGCAUCUGGUACAGAGUCACCACGGCCUACACAGAGUGCACCUGGUACAGAGUCAUCACUGCCUACACAGAGUGCACCUGGUACAGAGUCUCCACGACCUGCACAAAGUGCACCUGGUACAGAGUCAUCACUGCCUACACAGAGUGCAUCUGGUACAGAGUCAUCACUGCCUACACAAAGUGCACCUGGUACAGAGUCAUCACUGCCUAUACAGAGUGUACCUGGUACAGUUAUCACUUCCUACACAGAGUCCACCUGGUACAGAGUCAUCACGGCCUACACAGAGUGCACCUGGUACAGUCGUCACCGCCUACACAUAGUGCAUCUGGUACAGAGUCACCACGGCCUACACAAAGUGCACCUGGUACAGAGUCAUCACUGCCUACACAGAGUGCACCUGGUACAGAGUCUCCACGACCUGCACAAAGUGCACCUGGUACAGAGUCAUCACUGCCUACACAGAGUGCACCUGGUACAGAGUCUCCACGGCCUACACAGAGUGCACCUGGUACAGAGUCAUCACGGCCUACACAGUGUGCACCUGGUACAGUCAUCACGGCCUACACAAAGUGCACUUGGUACAGAGUCUCCACGGCCUACACAGAGUGCACCUGGUACAGAGUCUUCAAGGCCUACACAGAGUGCACCUGGUACAGAAUCAUCGCUGACUACACAGACUGCACCUGGUGCACAGUCAUCACUGCCUUUACAGAGUGCACCUGGUACAGAGUCAUCACUGCCUACACAAAGUGCACCUGGUACAAUCAUCACUGCCUACACAGAGUGCACCUGGUACAGUCAUCACGGCCUACACAAAGUGCACUUGGUACAGAGUCAUCACUGCCUACACAGAGUGCACCUGGUACAGAGUCAUCACUGCCUACACAGAGUGCACCUGGUACAGAGUCAUCACGGCCUACACAAAGUUCACUUGGUACAUAGUCAUCACUGUCUACACAGAGUGUACCUGGUACAGAGUCAUCACUGCCUUUACAGAGUGCACCUGGUACAGUCAACACGGCCUACACAAAGUGCACUUGGUACAGAGUCAUCACUGCCUACACAGAGUGCACCUGGUACAGAGUCAUCACUGCCUACACAGAGUGCACCUGGUACAGAGUCAUCACUGCCUAUACAAAGUGCACCUGGUACAGAGUCAUCACGGCCUACACAGAGUGCACCUGGUACAGAGUCCUCACGGCCUACACAAAGUGCACCUGGUUCAGAGUCAUCACGGCCUACACAGAGUGCACCUGGUAGAGACUCAUCACGGACUUCACAGAGUGCACCUGGUACAGAGUCAUCACGACCUACACAGAGUGCAUCUGGUACAGAGUCAUCACGACCUACACAGAGUGUACCUUGUACAGCGUCAUCACUGCCUACACAUAGUGCACCUGGUACAGUCAUCACGGCCUACACAGAGUGCACCUGGUACAGUAAUCACUGCCUACACAGAGUGCACUUGGUACAGAGGCUCCACGGCCUACACACAGUGCACCCGGUACAGAGUCACCACUGCCUACACAGAGUCCACCUGGUACAGUCAUCACCACCUACACAAAGUGCACUUGGUACAGAGGCUCCACGGCCUACACACAGUGCACCUGGUACAGAGUUUUCAAGGCCUACACAGAGUGCACCUGGUGUACAGUCAUUACUGCCUACACAGAGUGCACCCGGUACAGAGCCAUCACUGCCUACACAAAGUGAACCUGGUACAGAGUCAUCACGACCUACACAGAGUGCACCUGUUACAGUCAUCACUGCCUUCACAGAGUGUACCUGGUACAGAGUCAUCACUGCCUACACAAAGUGCACCUGGUACAGAGUCAUCACGGCAUACACACAGUGA
Messenger RNA from Haliotis rufescens (red abalone), 2019 nucleotides. Its product is annotated as cell wall adhesin EAP1-like. Lineage: Eukaryota; Metazoa; Mollusca; Gastropoda; Lepetellida; Haliotidae. The record is from RefSeq and is a predicted model, not a curated record. Bases 1 to 2019 code for a protein of 672 amino acids. The transcript has a single exon.